AUGGUAAAAACUUGCUUGGAUUGUCUCCUAAUGUCCAAACCAAGUCGCCCUCCACCAAUGACUAGACAUAAGUUCCCGAACGGGCCGUGGCAACAUAUUGCCAUCGAUUUGAUGAAGGCUGGUCCUAUACCUGAAGAGAUACUGGUUGUGAUUGAUUAUUUUUCGCGCUACCAAGAAAUAAAAUUUCUCAAGUCUUCUACGGCAGCCACCAUUAUCGCGCAUCUACAGGAAAUGUUUUCUCGACUUGGAAUACCGAAUUCGAUACGAGCUGACAACGGGCCCCAGUUCGCAAGUAAGGAGUUUCACUUGUUUUGUGAGGGAAGCAAUAUUGAGAUUAUUCACACAACUCCUUAUUGGCCGCAGGCCAAUGGGGAAGUGGAAAAUCUAAACAGAUCAAUCUUAAAACGGUUGAAAAUAAGCCACGUCAAGAAAAUCGGGGAUACAGUUUUUCAACAGCCUGCCGCCGUAUCACCUACCUCGAAUCCGGAGACGUCCAACAAAUCGAAACGUUUACAGGAUUUGGAGGACGGUUCGACUAACACAGAAGAUAGCACGUCCCUCGAGCCAUCUGAGACCCAUAUUGAAUUUCAUGCAAUUCAGUUCAUAACUAACGGAGAUCGGACACUUCAGGCCACCAUCAGGCAGCUGCUCUAA
Molecule: messenger RNA, 654 nt
Organism: Photinus pyralis (common eastern firefly)
Lineage: Eukaryota; Metazoa; Arthropoda; Insecta; Coleoptera; Lampyridae
Exons: 1
Coding region: 1-654 (217 amino acids)
Biological process (GO): DNA integration
Molecular function (GO): nucleic acid binding
Source: RefSeq, a predicted model, not a curated record